Cuscuta campestris is the source of this 959-nucleotide messenger RNA. The record is from the annotation of a GenBank genome assembly. Lineage: Eukaryota; Viridiplantae; Streptophyta; Magnoliopsida; Solanales; Convolvulaceae.
AUUGCCCUCCAAGUAUUUGUCGUUUCUUCAUCUUCUUCGUCUUGCUUGACGUAGACUGUAUUUGUAUUAGAAAGAGAGCUGCUCUGCAACCGAUCUACAUCACCGAUCCUGCAUGUCGAUCUUCGAGUACAACGGGAGUGCCCUAGUGGCUAUGGUGGGGAAGAACUGCUUCGCCAUCGCCAGUGACCGCCGCCUCGGUGUACAGCUGCAGACUAUCGCCACCGACUUCCAGAGGAUUUACAGAAUCCACGGAAAGCUGUUCAUUGGUCUCUCCGGUCUGGCCACGGAUGCCCAAACCUUGUAUCAACGGCUCGUGUUCCGGCAUAAGUUAUAUGAGCUCAGAGAAGAGAGAGAUAUGAAGCCUGAGACUUUUUCCAGCCUUGUAUCUGCUAUUCUAUAUGAGAAAAGAUUUGGUCCAUACUUCUGCCAACCUGUAAUUGCUGGAUUAGGGGAUGAUGACAAGCCUUUUAUUUGCACAAUGGAUUCAAUUGGAGCAAAGGAGCUUGCCAAAGAUUUUGUUGUUGCUGGGACUGCUUCAGAAUCACUGUAUGGAGCCUGUGAGGCCAUGUUCAAGCCUGAUAUGGAACGGGAAGAAUUAUUCGAGACAAUCUCUCAAGCACUCAUAGCAUCAGUGGACCGAGACUGCUUGAGUGGUUGGGGUGGACAUGUUUAUGUCGUAACGCCGACUGAAGUGACAGAGAAAAUCUUGAAGGGAAGAAUGGACUGACCAUUUCGUAUGAAGCCGACCGCGGUCUACCUGAAUACAUUUCCACCCAGUGCAGCUUCCAUAUCAGUUUUCAACUACCAACUCUUCAUGUUCUCUGUUUCGGAUGUUCGAAUGAACCCCUGGGAUUAAUGUGUAUUGACAAAUGUCAAAUGUUAUUUCUCUUUCAGGUGUGUAUUUUACCAUUUUUCCCUAUUUUUUUCUAAGAAGGUCCGUUUGGCAUACGAAAUUGAUG